Prorocentrum cordatum is the source of this 411-nucleotide messenger RNA. NCBI's taxonomy places the organism in Eukaryota, Dinophyceae, Prorocentrales, Prorocentraceae. The record is from the annotation of a GenBank genome assembly.
AUGUGUGCGUGUGCGUGUGCGUGUUGUGCUUCAGAACAUGAGCCAGAUUUUUCGAGCCCAGCCCCAGGGCCAGGCCGGCUUUCGAUCCGAGUCGUUUCUGGACGGCCCCCGCAGGCCGAAAGCAGCAAUCGGCAGGCUGCGUGUGCGAUUUCCGUGCCCGGCGUCCUGCCAGGCUACCUCCCUUCCAUGGUGAAGUCGUACGUGACCAAGAGUGGGCUCGCGACCGCUGUUGGCUGGGUCAAGCUCGAGAGCGAGAGGCGCGCGCCCGAGACCGCAGACGGCCCCGCCGCGCCCGCCCCCACGCCAGCGGCGGGCGGCUCUUCGCCCGCGCGCGCGGCGGCGGCGGCGCUGGCGCUGCUGUGCGCUCUGGCCGCGCUCGGUCGGCUGCGCCGAGGGCGGCGGGCCGCGUGA